This is a messenger RNA of Cantharellus anzutake, 805 nucleotides long. RefSeq lists its product as uncharacterized. Lineage: Eukaryota; Fungi; Basidiomycota; Agaricomycetes; Cantharellales; Hydnaceae. The coding region runs from base 205 to 636 and encodes 143 amino acids. The record is from RefSeq and is a predicted model, not a curated record. The transcript is spliced from 2 exons.
GUCUUUCUCACACAUUAAUUUUGACACUACCAUGUUCCAGUCUCAUAAAGAUUCUGACUAGACCAAUCCAGAUUCGGACCACGCACUAAAGGGCUUUUCUGACCAUAAAACGAGUCGAAGAUCGUCUAGAUUUCUCAUUCUCGCAUCACCUGGCUUUACUCCUGCCUUGCAUCCCAACAAAAUCUUACAAUCAGUGUUGACAGGAUGUUCCAGACCAGCUCUACUUAUCCUUCCGGAAUGCGCUAUGCGGUCCAUAGUGAGGCAGACUGUGUUGACAACCAUCUUCAGUCGUCUGGCGGUUAUCGUCCCAUCUACACUGCAGGGAAGAAUUAUCCUUACUUUGAUCUAUACCCAUCAGCAGCGGUGCAUCACAGCAGUGCGCAUGACGACAUACGCCCCAUCUAUGCCAAGGGAAUGGGUUAUCCUCAUUUUGACCUCUACCCCGCUCGUGACCUUCAUGGUUACCCACCUCUUCGUUUUGUUUCCACGAAAGCGGCUCAGCAAAUCCCGAAAGAGAGAUUCGUCGCGUUCCGCAGGGGACUCAGUAGGAAGAGGAGUACGGUCCAGCGUUGCAUCUCGAAAUUCGCGGAUUCCAUCCUGAAGACACUUAAGCCGGUUUCGCGCAACGUCGUCUAGAUUCUAAUCGUACAAUGCAGCUUGCUUCUCUAAUAUCUUGACCCACCCCUUCGAAAUCAUAUGAGACUGGGGCUUGGAUCUUGGGCUUUGGUUCGAACGUUCAAAAAUGGUCUGAUUUACUGUACUGGCACGACCAACAACCGGUCACGCAUCAUCCAGUUUGGAGCGU